Adineta ricciae is the source of this 657-nucleotide messenger RNA. The record is from the annotation of a GenBank genome assembly. Lineage: Eukaryota; Metazoa; Rotifera; Eurotatoria; Adinetida; Adinetidae.
AUGUUGAAUUCUGAUGUUUCAUCAAUUGUCUAUCGUUAUGUGACAAAACACGAAGAAAAUCAAGCAUUAGAAAUCUGGUGUUCGAUUUUCAACAAUCCAGUUGAUUUAGAAGAACGUUAUAUUUCAUCAAGUGCAUCACCGUAUUACAAACAAGGUGAUACUUUAGGUGCUUGGCUCAACGAUGAAUUACUGAGCACAGUACAUAUUCGACGUUUGAUUUUAGAAUCUAAUGAAGAUGGUCGACAAUACGUAUGUGCAGGUAUCACCAAUGUCGCUACUCGAGAUGAAUAUCGACGACGAGUAUCAGAUCUUUCCUAUGAAGACAAAGGUUAUGUAAUUAUCGGUAAUCCUGAAAAUGAAGAAGAUGUUGGUGUAGUAGAAUGGCGAACAUCGAAUUUCGAUCACGAGCAAAAACUUCUAUCUUUAGCGGCCAACAAAAUUCAACAACGUUAUGGAUUGACAAAACGGAUUCAGUUGUUUACGUUGCCACAAUAUAUGACAAUUGAGCAAUUGACUAACUGGGCUGGCCCAGUUCAAAUUGGAACUAAUUACGAUAUAAUGAUGCGAAAUAUUCGAUUACCACCCGAAAUUUAUGAACAGAUUAAAACUUCUUUUUCGAAUGGUCAUGCUGUGUUCUGGUCAGGAGAUUAUUUUUAA